AUGUUUGAAUCAUUGCGUCGAAAAUUUAAUAAAUCCUCUAAUUUAGACAUUUCUUCCUCCAUAUCGAGCAUUUACUCGUCAAAUUCCAGUAUCGCAACUCCUUCUCCUUCUGAGAUUUAUAAAUGGAACCAUACACUAUCCAAUCUCGCCUCCAGCUUCGGCAAAAUUAGUCCAGGGAACUUCGUUCACAUUUUCCAUGACGGAAAUGAAGCCUUUAUCGAUAUGCUCAAGCACGUUAACAGCGCCAAACACACAAUUUGGAUGGAAACGUAUAUUUUCGACGACUCGCCCGUGGCUGAAAUAUUUGCCAAGGCCCUGAAGAACGCCGCGGAGAGAGGAUGCCAAGUAGUACUCCUGCUGGACUAUAUCGGCUCAAUCAAGUUCCCUAACAGGAUUAGGAGUGAACUGGAGCAGUCUGGAGUAAAAAUAUACUUUUUUAAUCCGCCCACAAUAAACGGCUCAGUGGGACCAGUCACGUUUAGAAACCACAAGAAACUGCUGAUAGUGGACCAAAAGACAGCAUUUACCGGUUCACUGAACAUUUCUAAAUUCUCAGUAGACGAGGAUCUGGGAGGGGACGGCAGACACUACGAAGUGCACCUGAGGUUGAAGGGGCCAUCAGUGUACGACCUAUCAGUUUCAUUUCUGGAGUCCCUGAAAAUGGGCAAAUUCCCUUCGGAGGAGCUGAAGCUACGAAAAAGGUCAGAACCGCUGCCAGGAGGCUCAAUAGUUCAGAUAUUUGAGUCACACAAGGGGAGGCUGAAAAACGACGUAUUGAACUCACUGCUGUUUGUAAUAUCAAAGGCAUCAAAAAGCAUAUAUCUAUCCACGAGCUACUUUAUCCCGCCAGGCUCACUGAGAAGGUCGCUGAUGUCAGCUAAGAAUCGCAACUUGAACAUCAGAAUGCUACUAUCGGGCCAUUCGGAUGUUCUGGGAGACACGACCUCAAGUUACUACGUCCUGAAGAAGUUUUUUGUAAGCAUUAGUUAUCUGGAUAGUCGAAGGAGAAGAUUCGCAAAGCCGUUCAAUGAUAACUUCAGAGUGUUCAUGACAAACAAUAAGCACUACCACGGCAAAGUGCUCAUUGUGGACGACGUGUGGAGCUCCAUAGGAUCAUUUAACUGGGAUAGAAUAUCCAGCAGAAGGAACAUUGAGAUGACACUCGGGAUAUUUGACCCCAAAGUGGCAACGAAGCUGAGGCAGAUGCAGCUGGAAAAGGAGAAGGACUCGUACGAGUACACGAGGAACGACUCUCUGAACAGGCUGAAGAUACUAAAAAUAUACGACUGCAUGACGUAUCACAUAGCACGCUUCUCAGGCGGAAACAUGCUCGACGGAUUGUCGAACGACAAGUUCAACGUAUCGUUCAAGAAGACGUUCAUAAGGACAUUCGUGGACCAGAACGUCAGCGAAAUGUUUCUAACAUCCAAUAUUUCUGGAGUCUAG
Theileria orientalis strain Shintoku is the source of this 1446-nucleotide messenger RNA. Its product is annotated as cardiolipin synthetase. Lineage: Eukaryota; Apicomplexa; Aconoidasida; Piroplasmida; Theileriidae. The coding region runs from base 1 to 1446 and encodes 481 amino acids. Gene Ontology annotation, molecular function: catalytic activity. The record is from RefSeq and is a predicted model, not a curated record. The transcript has 8 exons.